AUGGAAGAUAGUUAUCUCCAAACUGAGAACGUGAUUAUGGACACUGAGUUCAUGAAUGGAUUGCUACUAGAUGGUUGCUGGUUAGAGACAACAGAUGGAUUUGAUCCAUCUUCCUUCACGUGGUCUCCAACUCAAGAUACAUCAGCACUCGUAUCAUCAUCAAGUCUUGACUCCUUUCAAUGGAACAAACGAUGGUGGAUCGGACCAGGAAGUGGUGGUGCCUCUUCAGUUACCGAGAGAUUAGUUCAAGCAGUUGAACACAUUAGAGACUACACAACAGAGAGAGGCUCACUUAUACAGUUAUGGGUUCCUGUUAACAGAGGAGGUAAGCGAGUUUUAACCACAAGGGAACAACCUUUUAGCCACGAUCCUUUAUGUCAGAGACUCGCAAACUAUAGAGAGAUCUCUGUGAACUAUCACUUCUCUGCUGAGCAAGAUGAUUCUAGGGACUUAGCUGGUUUGCCUGGAAGGGUUUUCUUGGGGAAGGUUCCUGAGUGGACUCCUGAUGUUAGGUUUUUCAGGAGUGAGGAGUAUCCUAGAGUCCAGCAUGCUCAGGAUUGUGGUGUACGUGGAACUCUGGCGAUUCCGGUGUUUGAGCAAGGUAGUAAGAUUUGCUUGGGUGUUAUUGAGGUUGUAAUGACUACUGAGAUGGUUAAGUUAAGACCUGAGCUUGAAAGUAUCUGCAGAGCGCUUCAGGGAUGUGACUUAUCAUACAAAGCUGCAUUACCUGAAAUCCAAAACCUCUUGAGAUGUGCUUGUGAGACUCAUAACCUACCAUUAGCUCAAACAUGGGUCUCUUGCCACCAACAAGCCAAAACCGGAUGCCGUCACAACGACGAGAACUACAUCCACUGCAUCUCAACCAUUGACGAUGCUUGCUACGUUGGUGAUCCAACAGUCCUUGAGUUCCAUGAAGCUUGCUCUGAGCAUCACCUCUUGAAAGGCCAAGGAGUUGCAGGACAAGCUUUCUUGACUAAUGGACCUUGCUUUUCUCCUGAUGUCUCUAACUACAAGAAGUCUGAGUACCCUCUCUCUCACCAUGCUAACAUGUUUGGCUUACAUGGAGCCGUUGCGAUAAGGCUACGCUGCAUCUACACGGGAUCUGCUGAUUUUAUUUUGGAGUUCUUUUUGCCUAAGGACUGUGAUGAUUUAGAGGAGCAGAGGAAGAUGUUGAAUGCUCUUUCGAGUAUUAUGGCUAAUGUUCCUAGAAGUUUAAGGACUGUUACUGAUAAGGAACUAGAAGAAGAGAGUGAAGUGAUAGUAACGCCAAGGAUAGAGAACACAUUGGUAUUUGAUGGUGGAGACAAGGGGAAUGAUGUGUUUGGUUUGAAAAGAGGUUUUGAUGUCAGUGAGAGCAGCAUGUUCUCUAGUGAUGGUUUCAGUAGUAUGGUUGAGAAAAAGCGUAUAAAAGUAGAUAAAACCAUUACUUUGGAUGUGCUUAGACAGUAUUUUGCAGGGAGUCUUAAAGAUGCAGCCAAGAGUAUUGGUGUUUGUCCAACGACGUUGAAGAGAGUAUGUAGGCAAAAUGGUAUACAAAGAUGGCCUUCAAGAAAGAUCAAGAAAGUGGGACAUUCUCUUCAGAAGAUCCAACGAGUGAUUGAUUCUGUUGAAUGUGUUUCAGGUCCUCUUCCCAUAAGCUCCUUCUACGCGAGUCUCCCUAACUUAACUUCACAAGAACCAUCAUCUCAACAAGCCAAGACCUCCCCUCCUCCUCCUUCAAAAUCACCUGUUUCAACAUACAGUUCAAGCUCUAGCCAAUGCUGUUCCAGCGAAACUCAACUAAACAGUUCAAGUCUUGAAGAGACAGUGUUGACUCUGUCUAGUUUAGAGAACAUCCCACAAGGCGGCACCAACUUGUUGUCAACAUCAUCUCAAGAUGAUGUUGACUCUAUGAGGAUUAAAGUUAGCUACGGAGAAGAGAAGAUCAGGUUUAGGAUGCGGGAUUCGCGCAGGUUAGCUGAUCUAAUGUGGGAGAUAGGGAAGCGAUUUGGUAUAGAAGAUAUGAGCAGGUAUGAUCUAAAGUACUUAGAUGAAGACAGUGAAUGGGUUUUGUUGACUUGUGACGAAGAUGUAGAAGAGUGUGUAGAUGUCUGGAGAACUACGCCUAGUCAUACCAUUAAGCUUAUGCUCCAUGUUUCUUCUCAUUGUUUCCCUGAACGUUCUUCAGCUACUGAUUACAGUUUAUGGCAAUGACUUCAUAAUCAGAGAAAGGGUGAAGAAAAAGAAGUUUGUAAGACAUGGAACAAAUGUACCUUUGUGUUCUGUGUUAUAAUUGUUCAUCAUUUUAAUUGUUAUCAUUUUCAAAUCUAGAUAUACAUAUAGAAGAACUCAAUUGUAACCAUAAAUUUCAUAUUUUUAUACGUCAGAGGAAAAUAAAACUAAAAAU
Messenger RNA from Eruca vesicaria subsp. sativa (arugula), 2386 nucleotides. The record is from the annotation of a GenBank genome assembly. Lineage: Eukaryota; Viridiplantae; Streptophyta; Magnoliopsida; Brassicales; Brassicaceae.